This is a messenger RNA of Lachancea lanzarotensis, 1764 nucleotides long. Its product is annotated as LALA0S11e01266g1_1. Lineage: Eukaryota; Fungi; Ascomycota; Saccharomycetes; Saccharomycetales; Saccharomycetaceae. The transcript has a single exon. The record is from RefSeq and is a predicted model, not a curated record. Gene Ontology annotation, molecular function: amino acid transmembrane transporter activity. Gene Ontology annotation, cellular component: membrane. Gene Ontology annotation, biological process: amino acid transmembrane transport. Bases 1 to 1764 code for a protein of 587 amino acids.
AUGUCAGGUGUUAACAAGCUUGAAAUCGGCGCGGCUGCCAAUAGUGAAGAGAAGCUGUCACUGCCGGAAAGCCAGUACGAAAUUUCGGACAAUCAGCCUAGAACCACGUUCCAGCGCUUCAAGAGAUCUUUCAAGAGAGCAGAUGAAUCAGGCAACGGCCUCGACAAGGAAUACGGGGUAGACGCCGACCAACCUCCGCAAAACAACUUGAAAAAGACUAUAAAAUCCAGACAUGUGGUGAUGAUAUCACUCGGCACGGGGAUAGGUACCGGUAUGCUGGUGGGUAACGGUAAAGCUCUCCACAACGGUGGUCCCGCAGGUUUGGCGAUUGGAUACGCCAUUAUGGGAUCGUGUCUGUAUUGCAUUAUCCAAGCGGCCGGCGAGCUGGCUGUGGUGUACAGUUCGCUCUCGGGCAACUUCAACGCCUAUCCAUCCAUCCUGGUGGAACGAGCAUUUGGUUUUUCUGUUGCGUGGGUUUACUGUCUGCAAUGGCUGUGUGUUUUCCCGCUUGAACUGGUUACGGCAUCGAUCACCAUCAAAUACUGGACCACAUCGGUCAACCCAGACAUCUUCGUGGCUGUCUUCUACGUGCUCAUCAUCCUGGUCAACUUAUUUGGAGCCAGAGGGUAUGCAGAAGCGGAGUUUUUCUUUAACGUUUGCAAAGUGCUUAUGAUAACUGGGUUUUUCAUUUUGGGGAUUAUCGUCAAUUGUGGUGGAGCUGGAAAUUCCGGCUACAUUGGGGCCAAAUACUGGCACGAUCCAGGCAGCUUUUACGGAACGAAACCAAUCCAUCAUUUCAAGGGUAUUAUUGCCACAAUGGUAACUGCUGCAUUUGCUUUUGGUGCUACCGAGUUUAUUGCUCUGACAGCUGCCGAGCAAUCAAACCCAAGACGUGCUAUUCCCUCUGCUGCGAAAAAAGUCUUGUACAGAAUUGUGCUUAUUUUCUUGGUUCCGAUCAUAUUGGUAGGUUUUCUGGUUCCAUUCACUUCUGAUGAAUUAAUGGGUUCUGGAGGAUCUGCAACCCAUGCUUCUCCCUAUGUCAUUGCAAUCUCGUCUCAUGGUAUCAGGAUUGUUCCGCAUUUUAUUAAUGCUGUCAUUUUGUUGUCUGUUCUUUCGGUUGGUAACUCCGCGUUUUACUCGAGCUCACGCUUAUUACUGUCUCUAGCGCAUCAGAACUACGCUCCUAAAUGGCUAGAUUAUGUUGAUCGCGAGGGUAGACCUAUCAGGGCAAUGGUGAUUUCUACGAUUUUUGGAUUGAUUUCAUUUGUUGCAGCUUCUCCAAAGGAAGAGACAGUGUUUACGUGGCUAUUAGCCAUCUCAGGAUUAUCACAGCUGUUCACUUGGAUAUCAAUUUGCAUCUCUCACGUCAGAUUCAGAAAAGCGCUGCGAGUUCAAGGUAGAUCCCUGGGAGAACUCGGUUACAAGUCGCAGACUGGCUUGGCGGGUUCAUACUACGCUACCUUCAUCAUGGUUUGUGUGUUGAUUGGUCAAUUUUGGGUGGCCAUUGCACCCAUCGACUCAUCCAAAUUGGACGCUAACAAUUUCUUCGAAAACUACCUAGCGUUACCUAUCUUGGUGGUGCUGUACUUCGGUUACAAGCUGUGGACAAGAGAUUGGAAACUUUUCAUUAGAGCCAGCGACAUUGAUUUGAAAGUUGGCCGCAAGGUUUUCGAUGAAGAUCUCGUGAAGCAGGAGGACGCCGAAUACCAGGAAUAUAUUCGCAAUUCUGGAUGGCUUAGAAGAGUUGGAAACUUUUGGUGCUAG